Messenger RNA from Rhinocladiella mackenziei CBS 650.93, 1467 nucleotides. RefSeq lists its product as uncharacterized. Bases 1 to 1467 code for a protein of 488 amino acids. Lineage: Eukaryota; Fungi; Ascomycota; Eurotiomycetes; Chaetothyriales; Herpotrichiellaceae. The transcript has 4 exons. The record is from RefSeq and is a predicted model, not a curated record. Gene Ontology annotation, molecular function: oxidoreductase activity, acting on paired donors, with incorporation or reduction of molecular oxygen; iron ion binding; heme binding.
AUGUUCCCGACCCUAAAAGCCGAUCGAGCAGGCCGCUUGCCCGCUUUCAUGUUGCAAGAAUUCGAAAAACACGGCCAUACUUAUACGCAGCGGGUAAAUGGUCAAUUUGUGGUUUUGACCAGAUCGCCCGCCAACAUCCAAACCAUAUGCAAGCAACGCUUUAAAGAAUAUGAACUGGGGACAGAUCGCACUGGUAACUUUCGGCCUUUAAUUGGACACGGGAUCCUUGCUUUAGACGGACGGGACUGGACACGAGCUCGGGCAAUGUUGAGGCCACACUUCACAAGAAACCUCGAUCAGGAUUUGGUUCAAUUAGAGAUCCAUUUUCAACACCUUCUUCGGAGACUCACGGCCGCAGACUGCAAUGAGGCUCCCAUUGAUAUCGCCGACGUGCUUCUCAAGUUGAGUACCGACUUUGCAACCGAGACCGUGUUCGGGCACUCUACCCACUCGUUGUUAGUGGACCUGAGGCACUGGUCGGGAGAACAAAACAAAGGAAGUGCAGGAGAGUUCUCCACAGCUCUAGGUCAUGCACUUCGGAUGUUAGGCCAGCGAGGGCAACUCAUCAACUUCUACUGGCUCCGAGACUCACCACAAUUUCGAAACUCGUGUCGAAUCUGUAGGGCAUUCGUCAAUAAAUAUUUGGUAGAGGCGCAAGCACAGAAAGAGAAAGAGAUGGUCGGGUCGAGCAACAAGGGAAUAUCCUUUAUGCAUUCGCUUAUUGCCAAAGAAAAAACAUCGACCAACGUGAUGCGAGAUCAACUCCUGGCAUUGCUCCUGGCCAGUCGAGACACCACAGCUUCGUUUGCCUCUUGGGUAAUCUAUGCUCUGGUUAGACAUCCACGGUCAAUGGGCAAACUUCGUGGCUUGAUCGAGUCUCGUCUGCCGGGAGGGAGGCCGCCAUCCCUGGCUGAUAUCGCAGCUCUCCCUUACCUACGCCACGUAUUGAAUGAAACACUCCGAGUUUUCCCUGUGGUUCCCCUGAAUGGGCGGACAGCCAAAGUCGACACGGUCCUUCCGGAGGGUGGAGGGCCUGAUGGGAAGAGUCCACUCUUAAUUCCAAGGGGGACAAAAGUGGCUUUCAACAUCUAUGCAUUGCAGCAUCGAAGAGAUAUUUUUGGCGACGACGCCAGUGAAUUCAACCCGGAUCGUUGGGAAGAAGACACGGCGGGCGCCACAGGCGAUUUUGAGGGCGCUUUUGCCCCUUUCAUUCUUGGUCCACGGGUCUGCCUGGGCAAAAACAUGGCUAUGAUGACAGUUUCGUAUAUAAUUGUCCGGUUCUUGCAAAGUUUCAACCACGUCGAGCCCACUGGAGCUCCAAACUCAGCUCUGCCUCGAAAGGACAAGGUAUAUUGGCCUGGUGAAGAAACUCGGUAUGAUAUGAAAGAUGGCGACACCACCUUCAGCAUUGGAAUCACCAUGGCUCCGCGUGACGGCGUCUGGGUGAGGUUGGAUCAGUCCACCUAA